AUGUCUUGGCUUGCCCAUUCCUUCUGCGGCUGUCCUGAUGGUGUGUCCUUACUGGGCCUCCCCUCACCUCUGCUGUUCUCACUCAGAUCAUCUGAAGAGGAAAGACAUUGCAUUCCUAACUUCAGGAGUCAUGGACCAGCCCAGACCGUGGUGAAGCAACCAGUUCGAGGCGCCAGUGGGAGGACCACACUCACAGCGAUUGUUCAGACCGGUGGGGACUGGAGCACCGGCCUCUUCAGUGUCUGCAGAGACAGGAAAAUUUGUUUCUGUGGUCUGUUUUGUCCCAUGUGUCUUGAGUGUGACAUCGCCAGGCAUUAUGGAGAGUGUCUUUGUUGGCCACUGUUACCUGGGUCUGCCUUGGCACUGAGAACUGGCACCAGAGAGAGACAUAAAAUCCAGGGCACAUUGUGUGAGGAUUGGCUGGCAGUGUACUGCUGUUGGCCUUUUUCCAUCUGCCAGGUGGCCCGGGAACUCAAGAUGAGAACCUCUCAACUCUAUGAAAUCUGUGAAGUCCCUUCAACCAAGGACACCCUGGUCUGAUAGAACAAAAUAACUCCUUUCCCUUACUCCUUCCCUA
This is a messenger RNA of Dipodomys ordii (Ord's kangaroo rat), 577 nucleotides long. It is a transcript of the gene Plac8l1, whose product is annotated as PLAC8-like 1. The record is from RefSeq and is a predicted model, not a curated record. Bases 1 to 540 code for a protein of 179 amino acids. The transcript has 4 exons. Lineage: Eukaryota; Metazoa; Chordata; Mammalia; Rodentia; Heteromyidae.